UGUUUAAAUCAGUCUUAAUGAUGUUCCUAGUUGCAACUUUGUUCUUGAUAUUGCUUCUAACCCUGAUAAUAUUUUUAAGGUUAAAAUCGCAAAUGGCGGCCUUGGUGGCUUGGAUCGUGGGAACGAUAUCUGGCAGUAGAGGCGAAGAUAAAGACCAAGAAGAAGACAAUAAAGAAAAAUCAAAGAAAAAAGUUAAACAAAAACCGAAGAGAAGCGCAUUAAAAGAACCAUCUUUUAGUACAACACUUACAAAUCCGAUUGAAGAAGUCAUUGAAGAGAUCCUAGACGAAGAAGUGAAGCCUUCCAAACCUAGAAAACGGAACAAAGCUAAAAACAAAUCGAAAAAUAGCGACGACGAACUCGGAUUUUCCUUUUUCAAAGCUAAAUCGUCGGAAAGUUUACCAAAAUUUGAAAAUGUUGAAACUAAGUUAAUUUUGCAAGUACCAGAUCCACCCGAGGAUCCACUCGGAUUUUCCUUUUUGCCCGUUAAAGAUAAGAAACAGAGAAAGAGUCAGAAACAGAAAAUUGAGGAUUUGCCAAAAUCGACUCUCAUUGAACAUUUCAAACACGGCAAAAGGGUAAAAAAUGAGUUUGUCGUAAUUGAAAAAAUUGAAAAAAUCGAAAGUGGAAGUAAACCCGAAAAUUGUAUCGAAAUCGUCAAUAAGGAAACUGGGAAAAAGGUUUAUCUUGAAGCCAAAGAGAGCAAAAAGGUUGAUUCGAAGAUUUCGUAUGCGAGUGUUGCUUCCCAGAGUUUUGAGGAAAGUUUAGAGCAGUUAAGGAACGAAGAAGAAAAUAAAAUUGAUUUUGAGAUUAUUGAAGAAACUGAAGAAGCUCAAGUCAAUGAUAUUAAACGACAAAUUGAGGAAAAACUAGUGACUCAAAUUCGGAGUGAAGAACGAAGAUUGAUCGAUUUACUUGAUGAAAAUCACUACAAGUCAAGUGAAGAAAUUGCUGAGGGCAAAGUCGAAGCUAACAAUUUUGUCGCUUUAACAGAAAAAAACAACUCAUCGUUUGUGAAGAUUAAUGGAAUUGAACAAAUAACUGUUACUAGUGAAGAAACAAAAACGGUAGAAGAACUUGAACCAGUCAAUAGCGAAGAAAAUCUUGUUGAAGAAAUACCAGAAGUGGUGCAAAGCAUUGUUGAUACUGUCACUAGUGAAGAAACAAAAACGGUCGAAGAACUUGUACCAGUCAAUACCGAAGAAAGUCUAGUUGAAGAAAUACCCGAAGUGGUACAAAGCAUUGUUGAUACUGUCACUAGUGAAGAAAUUAAACCGGUUGUUGAAAAUCCAAUCAUUCAAACUGAAGGAAUAGUGACACAAAGUGUCGCAUUCGCUCAAAAAGAAGAAAUUUCUUCAAACAAAAAACGCUUCAAGAUGUCUUCCGGCACCCAUCAAAUCCGCGUUUUGACCCUAAACGACAAAGAACACCAAGACUCGACUCUAUACCGCCUCCAAAAAAACUGGAUUCUUCAAUUCCGUCUCGGUCCUUCCUUACUAGGACGAAAAGUGUCACUUUAUUGCAACUACCCUCAAAACAACGAGUUCAAACGACACUCCUACAACUUGCUAAAGUGGCACCAAGACGAAGGAUGCCAACAUUCUGACGAUACAGCCUUUUUAACGGAAAUAACAAUCGAAAAAUCCGGAAGUUUUCACUACUUUUUCACUUACGACGACCAAAACAAACAUCAAGGCUCCGGUUUUUUCCUCGUAGAUCCAGUUUUGAAAUACGGAAAUAAUGAAAAAUUGCCAUUGGAUUGUAUUCAGUGUCAGACUGUUUUGGCCAAAGGUUUGGGGCCAUUUGACACUUGGGAAAAUAAACUAAACGUCGCAAAAGAGUCGGGGUACAAUAUGGUCCACUUUACUCCAAUUCAGGAAUUGGGAGCUUCCAAUUCAUCUUACAGUCUUAGCGAACAGUUGAAAAUCAAUCCUUUGUUUACGAAGCAAAGUGGAGAUGAAACGUCGUUUGAGGACGUGGAUGAUUUGAUUAAAAAAAUGAGAAAGGAAUGGAAGAUGGUUUCAAUUUGUGAUAUUGUCUUAAAUCACACGGCCAAUGAAAGUGCUUGGCUUAAAGAACACCCAGAGGCCACCUAUAACUGUCAAAAUUGUCCUUAUUUGCGGCCUGCCUACCUCCUAGAUGCCGCUUUUCACCAGUUUUCAUUGGACGUCUCUAAGGGUCUUUAUGAGGAAAAAGGGAUUCCUCCUCAAGUCUCUACAGAGGAUCACUUGAAUUCUAUACGUUACCACUUCCACAAUGAAAUUUUAUCACAAUUAAGAAUCCCCGAAUUGUAUACUUGUGAUGUCACUAAACAAGUCGCAGAUUUUCUAAAUUUGAUCCGGAAUAAAAUCCCGACUCAAACUGAACCAAAAAUUGAAGAAAACCUCAAGCUGAUGCAAGACCCUCAAUUCAAACGACUUGCUUCAAGCAUUGAUAUGAAUUUAGCCACGAGACUGUACAACAACUAUCGUCUCGAUUGCUACGACGAGGAGACAAGAAUUAAAAAAUGUGCUGAAGAUUUUAAAAACAAGCUAGAAUCGCUCAAUAAAACAAUGAUUGAUGAAAUUAACGACCACUUGAAAAACGCAGUUGAGAAUGUAAUCGCCGGGAUUAGAUACUUCCGGGUGCAAUCCGACGGCCCCAAAGUACGCGAAAUUUCGCUGAAAAACCCCAUAGUUUUCCGGUAUUUCACCGAUUACGGAACCCCCAAGAGUCUCAAGGAGCACGAGGAGAUUAUGUAUAGUGAGAAUGGGCGAUUUUUGAUGGCUCAUAACGGUUGGGUCAUGAAUUCAGACCCUUUGAGGAAUUUCGCAGCCCCCGAUUCGAAUGUUUAUAUAAGACGAGAAUUGAUCGCAUGGGGGGAUAGUGUCAAAUUGAGGUAUGGGGAGAAGCCAGAGGAUUCACCGUUUUUGUGGAGACAUAUGAGGGAGUAUGUGGAGUUGACAGCGAGGAUUUUUGAUGGGGUUAGAUUGGAUAAUUGCCAUUCAACACCAAUUCCGGUGGCAGAAUACCUCCUCGACUGCGCCCGAAAGAUCAACCCCGAUCUCUACGUCGUCGCUGAGCUGUUCACAAACUCGGACCUAACCGACAACAUAUAUAUCAAUCGUCUCGGCAUAUCAUCCCUAAUUCGAGAAGCCAUGUCAGCUUGGGAUUCCCACGAACAAGGCCGUCUCGUGUACCGUUACGGUGGUUCCCCGGUUGGUUCAUUCUACCAGCCCAGAGUUCGCCCCCUCGUACCCUCAAUUGCCCACGCCCUUUUUCUCGACUUGACUCACGACAACCCCAGCCCGGUCGAAAAACGCUCAGUUUUCGACUUAUUACCAAGCACGGCUUUGGUCAACAUGGCGUGCUGUGCUAGCGGCUCGAACAGGGGGUAUGAUGAACUUGUACCUCACCAUAUACACGUUGUUGACGAAACGAGAAAAUAUACAGAGUGGACAGAAAACGAAAAUCUUGCCGCCGGAAAUGCAAGAUAUAUUACAAGAAAAUCGGGGAUUAUUGCGGCCAAGAAAGCUUUAAACGAGCUACAUUACCAUUUAGGAGUUGAAGGAUUUGAUCAAGUUUAUGUAGACCAAAUGGAUCCCGAUGUGGUUGCAGUUACGAGACAUUGUCCAGAGACACACGAAAGUUACGUUCUUGUCGCUUUUACAGCUUUCGUACAUCCGCCAGAGGACGCUGAUGGUCAUCAAAGAGGAAUCAAACCGCUCCGAGUCGAGGGAGUCUUAGACGAAAUUGUUUUGGAAGCAACUCUGAACCAAUCAAAUCCCAAGUCCGGUUCGAAAUACACCAAAAGUCUAAAUUAUCGCAAAGAUAAUAAAUGGAUAAACGGACUGUCUGAAUAUCAGGUCCACCUGAAGCAACACAUCCAACCAAGUGAGUCUGAAACUGUUGAGAAAGUCGAUUCUGGGUCACCCAAUGUAGUCCAGUUGAAUUUUAAAAAUUUCAAACCAGGAAGUGUCAUCAUAAUCAAAGUGUCGUUACCGAAAGAUAUGAAAGAGGCUAUUAAGAAUGUCCGCAAUUUGAUAAGUCAAUUUUCUAUUAAAAAAGAGACAGAACUAUGGAAAAUAAUAACUGAGAUGACUUUAGCUGACUUGAAUCGAGCGUUAUAUAGGUGCGAGCAAGAGGAGAGAGAUGAAGGUUACGGUUUUGAUACUUACGAUAUUCCGAAUUUCGGUCGAUUGGUUUAUGCAGGGUUUCAAGGUUUUAUGUCUUUAUUGUGUACUGUUCGGCCUAAUAACGACUUGGGUCACCCAAUGUGUGCCAAUUUGCGCGACGGAAAUUGGAUGAUUGAUUAUAUUUGGCAAAGAUUGAAGCUUGAUGACGGCACAAAACAUCUAGGCCAAUGGUUUGAGGAAAACUCAAAGUCGCUCAAAUCGAUCCCUCGCUAUUUAGUCCCGUGUUACUUUGACGUGAUUGUUACAGGAAUCUAUAUUUUGCUACAUGAACAAUGCUACAACCUCAUGUCGGAUUUUGUUAAACUCGGCUCCACCUUUGUCAAAGGUCUAGCGAUGGGUUCAAUCCAGAUGUCUGCUUUGAUAAAAUCCGCUGAUUUACCACAACUUUCCCCAAAUCUUUCUGAACCUAAACCACCUCAAAGGAAAAAUAACAAGGGCGAGUUGGUACAAUCUUGUGUUACUAUGUCUGCCGGUUUGCCCCAUUUCUCGGUGGGGUAUAUGCGUAAUUGGGGUCGGGAUACGUUUAUAGCCUUGAGGGGACUCUUCUUGCUGACUGGGCGAUACGAAGAUGCUAGAUACCACAUUCUGGGCUAUGCGGCGUGUCUGAGACAUGGGCUUAUACCCAAUUUGCUCGAUGGUGGACGAAAUUCACGCUUCAACUGCCGCGACGCCGUCUGGUGGUGGUUGCACUGUAUUAAAUCCUACUCUGAAGAUACCCCCUCCGGUCUCUCCAUCCUUCAAGACAAAGUCUCCCGUAUCUUCCCCAACGAUGACUCGCCCCCUCAACCCUCCGGCCAAUUCGAGCAACCUCUCCAUUCCGUAAUGCAAGAAGCCCUCAACGUCCAUUUCCAAGGUCUUGUCUUCCGCGAACGCAACGCCGGUCGCCAAAUCGACGAACACAUGACCGACCAAGGCUUCAACAACCAAAUCGGAGUCCAUCCGGAGACAGGUUUUGUCUUCGGAGGCAACGCCUUCAAUUGUGGGACUUGGAUGGACAAAAUGGGCUCGUCGGAGAAAGCCGGAAAUAGGGGAAAACCAGCAACGCCGCGUGAUGGCUCUGCUAUCGAACUAAUCGGAUUGGCUAAAUCAGUAGUUACGUGGUUAGAUAAGUUAAGUAGGGAGGGGAAGUACCCGUAUAAAGGAGUAGAACGAGUCGGGAAAAACGGGGUAGUGACCAAGUGGACUUUCGAGGAAUGGGCGGAAAAGAUACAAAAUAACUUUGAAAAGUAUUUUUGGGUCAAUGUAACGCCAGUAAAAGCCGAGAUUCGACCAGAUUUGAUCAAUAAAAGAGGAAUUUAUAAAGAUUGCUAUGGGGCGAGUCAAGAGUGGACCGAUUUUCAGUUGAGAUGUAAUUUCCCGGUUGCAAUGGUUGUGGCACCGGAACUGUUUAACCCUCAACAUGCAUGGGUGGCUUUGAAACAAGUCGAAAAAUACCUUUUAGGACCUCUGGGGAUGAAGACCUUGGACCCCGAGGAUUGGGCCUAUAAUGGGGAUUAUGACAAUUCGAACGAUUCCGAGAAUUUCAAUGUUGCGCAUGGGAUGAACUACCAUCAAGGGCCGGAGUGGGUGUGGCCUGUCGGCUUCUAUCUACGUGCUAGAUUACGAUUCGCCGCCGCUAACAACAAAUUAGCACAAACUGUGGCUGACACUAAAGUCGUCUUAUCGAAGCAUUUCGUCGAGUUACAAACAUCAACAUGGCGGGGACUCCCCGAAUUGACCAAUAAAAACGGAGCUUUCUGCAAGGACAGCUCAAGGACGCAAGCAUGGAGCAUGUCGUGCAUUUUGGAAGUUUUGCACGAUCUUCAAAGGAUUGAGAGGGACCAACCAACGAUCAAUUGACUUACAAGAAAAUUAGAUUUACUUACCGAAAAUUGCGAAAUUAUAAUAAAUUCACCGUUGAAAAGGACUUAUUUUAAGCGUGAAACAAUAUUCAAGGUUGAAGAUAAAGUCGAGUUACCACAAGUUGAAAAUUUCAUCGUUUACAGUGAUUUGUACUUUAAAGAAAAUCAGAGUUUGAAUAUGGUUGAGCGUGACUUGAGUCACUAUGUGCAUGUGUGUAAUUUGUUAGUGUGUAAUGAUUGUUUUGCGGCAACGCAUUUUAUGCCCUGUUUUGGGGAGUGGUCCCAAGUUUUACAAGUGUUAAAAUAUUCUCCUGGUGAUAGUCUUAGUUUUAAUUUAGAUAAGUCUUAUAAGAAUUACCGUGCAAUUGUUAAGUAUAGUUCAUUUAGGAAGCGUGUUGUGUGUUUCAGUGAUUUGUUAUCAAGAAUUUCAGUGAAGCCGAAAAGAAAAACAAUUCGUUUGAUCGAUUUAGAUGAAAUAUCACCGGUAGAUGAUGACAAUCCGAGAAUUACCGACGAAAUUGUUGAAAAUCAAACUGAAAAACCCUUGUUAGACAAACCUAGAUUUAAUCCAAUUAUACUCGAACCGUUAUCGUUAGAAACUCUACAAAAAAAACGUGUUAUUAAUAGGAUUUAUGAAACUGAACAGAAGAAACUUAUUCGUAUUACCAUUAUGUACACUUUGGCCUUUUUUGCUUUAGCUAUUACCACUUUUUUUAUCAUAUAUUUAGCCUAAACGAUUAUUUAUUUCAAAAGUUUGUUGUGAUCAGUUUAUUUUGUAAUAAUUAAAAACACUAUUCUGAU
Molecule: messenger RNA, 6817 nt
Organism: Tribolium madens (black flour beetle)
Lineage: Eukaryota; Metazoa; Arthropoda; Insecta; Coleoptera; Tenebrionidae
Product: glycogen debranching enzyme
Exons: 17
Coding region: 18-6014 (1998 amino acids)
Biological process (GO): glycogen biosynthetic process; glycogen catabolic process
Molecular function (GO): amylo-alpha-1,6-glucosidase activity; 4-alpha-glucanotransferase activity
Source: RefSeq, a predicted model, not a curated record